This is a messenger RNA of Diabrotica virgifera virgifera (western corn rootworm), 11492 nucleotides long. RefSeq names its product wee1-like protein kinase. Gene Ontology annotation, cellular component: nucleus. Gene Ontology annotation, molecular function: non-membrane spanning protein tyrosine kinase activity; ATP binding; magnesium ion binding. Bases 156 to 1766 code for a protein of 536 amino acids. NCBI's taxonomy places the organism in Eukaryota, Metazoa, Arthropoda, Insecta, Coleoptera, Chrysomelidae. The record is from RefSeq and is a predicted model, not a curated record. The transcript has 7 exons. Gene Ontology annotation, biological process: mitotic cell cycle; protein phosphorylation.
AAUACAGAUGGAUAAAAUUAACCGUUUUCUAUGUUAUAGAAGUGUAUGUGGCGUGUUUGUUUACGAGGAAAAUUUUAGCGACAAACAAAGGGUUUGAAACUUAUUUUAGGUUUUUAUUAAGCCAGUUCGUUCAAAAAUUAUUUUUAGACACCAUAAUGUCUUUUGCACGAAGUUUACAAGACGAAUUAAACGAACCCGACGAAUUUGAUAUAUCAUCAGGCUGCGACAUGUCUUUUGAAUUGUCUUGUGAUGAAAACAGUGAUCAACUAGCAGUUAACAGUCCACAUAAAGACAAUGGACCUAAGAAAUUUCAGUUUUCUAGUUGUGAUAGCUUAACACCCAAACCAAAGAAUAAUGGAUCUUUUAGUCCUCCUUACAAAAGGGUUAGAGCCUUAAGGUUAUUUGAUAGUCCUUUGACACCAAAGACUAUUAUUCAAAAGUCCGCCUGUGACACCCCUCUGCCUAGAAGCAGAUUAUUUGGCUGUAAACCAAAGGCUGUGGUCUCUGCAUAUCCUAAAAGGGAAGAACGACCUGUAGCCAAUGUUAACCCCUUCACACCUAAUGGAAUGCUAUUAUCAAAGAAACGCUCUAGAUCUAUUAGAUCUAUGCUAGAAUCUCAAGACAUAAAACCUCCAAAGUUUGAUUUAAAUGAAAGUGACGCAUCAGAUGUUGAACUGGAACAACCCACAAAGAGGGUAGCUUUACAAGAAAAUAAUAUCUCCAGAUAUCAUCAAGAAUUUGUACAGUUGGAACUUAUAGGCAAAGGACAAUUUGGUUGUGUUUUUAAAUGUGUCAAUAGAUUAGACGGAUGUAUUUAUGCUGUGAAAAAAUCUACUAAACCAGUAGCAGGUAGUGUUUUCGAAAAAACUGCUCUAAACGAAGUGUAUGCCCAUGCAGUAUUAGGUAAACACCAACAUGUAGUGAGAUACUAUUCUGCCUGGGCAGAAGAUAAUCACAUGAUAAUUCAAAAUGAAUACUGCAAUGGAGGGUCUCUAGCAGAGAAAAUAGCAGUUGAACCCUUAAGUGCACAAGAAAUUAGGACAUUGUUACUUCAUGUGGCAGAAGGUUUACGAUAUAUUCAUUCGGAAGGUCUAGUUCAUUUGGAUAUUAAACCAGGAAAUAUCUUUAUAUCGAGAGAGAAAAAAAUACAUAUGACAAACUAUGAGUCAGCAGAUGAUGGAUUUGAAGAUUUAGAUGAUAAUACUUUACUAGAGGAAGAACUUACAUACAAAAUUGGUGAUUUAGGACAUGUAACCAGUAUACAAAAUUCACAGGUUGAAGAAGGUGAUUGUCGAUAUCUUCCCAACGAAAUUCUUCAAGAAGAUUACUCCCAUUUGACGAAAGCUGACAUAUUCGCUUUAGGAAUUACCGCCUUGGAGGCAGCUGGUGCCGGUGCAAUGCCAAAGAACGGUGAAAAGUGGCAUUCUCUUCGACGGGCAGAACUCCCACAGCUACCCCAAAAACUCAGGCCUGAUCUUCUCGAUCUCAUUAAGCAGAUGAUUCACCCUGAUCCUAUGCAUAGACCAUCUUCAAUACAGAUACUACAAAAUAGGGCACUGUCUCCCGACAGCUCCAAAUCUAAAGCCGAGCUCACCCGCGAACUCAACGCCGAGAAGCUCAGGAACGAGCUGCUAGUGAAGCAACUGAAGGAAGCUGCGAUCUGCAUCAAGACCAUCGCCAACGAGAAGAUACCGAAUGCCGCCAAAAUUAACUCGAGGCUAAUCGGAAAGAAGGUCAACAGAAGCGUCAGCACUACAACGUUUUAAAGAAUGUUUUAUUAAGGUUUAAGUUUGAGACGAAAAUGUUGAGUUUUAAACGGUCAGAAGUUAUGCGGUUCUUUUUUUAAAUAUAUUUAUAUAAAAUGUAUACUAGCACAACCAAUUUCUAAUUGUGAACAAAUUCAGAUGAUCGUCAAAACAGGACGCUACUGAAGACCGGUAAUAUGUGAACAAUAGCUAUACUAUUUUUACUACAAAAACACGCUUACGUCAUUCAAGAUUUCUGACGUUAAAGCAUUGUUGCCAAAACAUUAGAAUAUCACAUUUCAUCAUGCCCAUGUUUCUUGUACAGUGAGAAGCUAGGCAUCAUUACUUGUCCGAGAUAUUUUUCUUGCUUCUUGUUUACUGUACAAAUAAUAUCUAUAAAUAUUUAUUGUAAUUAAUAAUUUCAAUCGGUUUUCAUUGCCAAAAUAUAUUAAUUAACAAUAAUAUUAUAGUGUAUAAUCAAUAAAAUGGAUCGUUUAAUACUUUAAGGCUAAAAAUGAGAUACAUGCAUGUACUGAAUAGUAUCUCUCUCUCGCGCUUGCGUUUCUCGCUCUUCUGUUUUAUUCUUUUGAGAUUUCCUCCGUAUUCGAGUAUUCGAGUGCUUGUCUGGUUAUAUUAUUUCGGUCAUUCCGUAGAGUAUGUCCAAUCCAUUUCUAUUUCCUUCUGUUAAUCGUGACUGUUAUUUUCUUUUGUUUUGUUCUUCUCAUAUAUGUUUGUUUGUUAUUUUAUCCGGUCAGUAUAUUUUCAGGAUUUUUCUCAACGAGUUAUUUAUAAAGGCUUGUAAUUUUUUGUAGUUGUCAAAAUAUUUUUAUUUUGGUUAAUUCUGAUAUAUCGCGUACGUUCCAGAUUUUCUUUAAUGAAUUAUAUGCAUGUUGUGCCUUUACUAUUCUUUUUUCUAUAGCUGAUCUACUACCACCUUAUCUUUCCAAGAUUGAUCCGAGAUAUGUAAAGUUAUCUACCUCCUCUAUUUGUCUUCCAUUUAUUUCAAUUUUAGUUUCUUGGUUGGUGUUUUUCAAGAGCUUUGUUUUUUUUUUGUAUUUAUCUUCAGGCCCAUUACGUUGGAGUAUUUUGAAAGCUUGUCGAUCUUCUUUUGCAUAUGGCUGCUAUGUUCAGCUAGGAGACAAAUGUCGUCUGCGAAUUCAAAGUGCUCCAACUAGUCAUGAAAAUUCCACCUAAUACAGUGAAACCUCCGUUAACCGAAAUAAUUGGGGGGAAGGCUGCUUCGGAUAACAAGCAUUUCGGUUAAAAAUAUCAUUGUUUUUUUGUAUUCUUAUAUCAAAUUACAUGGUAUUGGAGAGAUAUAGCUGCAAAACAUCUUUAUCAAAAAAAAACACAGAAGAAAAUAGCAGAUUUCUUUAAAAAAACACUCUAAACAUGUUCAUUUUCCUUAAUUUUAUUGCUUUUUUUAAAUUCACUUUUUAUUGACGAACUUUUUGUAACUGUCAGCCAUUUCGGUUAAGCGAUGUUUCGGUUAAAAGGGUUUCGGUUAGCGGAGGUUUUACUGUACCUGUUUUUUACGCUUAGUUUCUGCAUAAUCCAAUCCUUUAUUAUUAGGAAUGAUGUCGGGGACAGCACGCAUCCUUGUUUAACUCCGCUUUGUAUAGUUUUUAACUCCUUUCUAUAUCUUCUACAAUUUCUCCCGUAUGUUCCAGUCUGGCUCUAUAUUCCUUGUAGAAUAGUCUCAUCAAGUUAAUAUAUUUCAUUGGUAGUCCAUACAGUUUUAGAAUCUUCCACAUUUGUUCUCUGUUUACACUAUCAAAGGCCUUUUCAAAGUCAAUAAACACUAUGUUUAUAUUUUUUGUUGUUAAUUAAUAUAUUUCGGCAUAUUAUUAAUAUAUUUCGACAAGUAAUGAAAAGCGAUUGAUACCAUUAAUUAGAAUAAAGAAUUAUAGAUAUUUGUAUGGUAAACAAAAACAAAGAAAAAUAUCUCUGACAAGUAAUGAUUGAUGCCUAACUUCUCACUGUACAAGAAACAUUGCCAUGAUGAAAAGUCAUAUUCUAAUGUUUUGGCAAUGCUUUGACGUCAGAAUUCUUAAAUGACGUAAGCGUGUUGUUGUAGUACCAAAACAACUAUAACCUUCAAAUCAGACAACAACGUCUAAAGGCAGCUGCAAACAUGUACAAUUCAUUCCAUGACAUUCAAUAACCGAUCCACGAAUAGAAGGUUAUCUUAUAGUGCACCGAUUCUUUGUUUACAGUUGGUAAUCUGUUGUGUAUAUAUUGUGUAGUAUAGGUUAUAUGGUAGAGACAGUAUAUUAACCCUUUUUAGUAUUUUGAAGGGAUCAACUCCUGACAAAUUGUGAAAUGUGACAUUCCAGUUUGUAUACGUUAUAGGUUAUGUGUUUUUUGAGGUUAUAUCCGUAACGUCAAAUCAUUUUGUGAUGUUUUAAGUGAGUACGUAUAAAUGUAUAAGCAUUCAAAGUUAAGUUUUUUUCUAUAUUUUAAAUUUAAAUCAGAUUGAAAAAACAAAAUGUGCUAUAUUUCGUUAAGGAUUCUAUUUUUAUUAAUUUUAGUGAAUAGUUAUCACUCUGGCCGUUGAUUAAUUGAUUACAUCUCUUUGAUGCUCAUAAAAGACUAUUAAGUAGUCAAAGAGAAAGAAGAAACACAAGUUUAUCUACUCAUUUAUCUAUUUAGUUUAUUUCUAUUAUUGACAACCUUUAAUACUUCAGUUGUCCUAUUUUUUACUCACAACAUUUUUCUUCUCCCAGACACUUUUUUGUGUUAAAUUAUUAUUUUUUUGUGGAAAGACUUAGUUAUAGAAUCUCCCAUUGUGUUGUGUUUUUGAUUUUGAUUUUUGUUUGAACAAUUCUUUCGUAGUAUCAUUGUUUAAAAAAAUUAGUUGGCCAACACAAUGGAUAAAUUUGUUUGAUUCUAAUUGAGACAAUCACCAGAUGUCACCACCAUUUCUGUCAGGGUAGUAAUGUCACGCAUAACUACGAUAAAUCCAAAAUGCAUAGACACCAAGUUGGAUACGAACCAAUUCAUAACACACCAACUCACAUACAUGUUAAGAAAAAUAAAUAUAUGGAAGAAUAUAUUUAGAAAUUGAAUUAAUGAUGUCAUGCUACUAUACAUUGUACAUAUAAUAGCAUGACACCAUUAAUUCAAUUUCUAAAUAUAUUCUUCCAUAUAUUUAUUUUUCUUAAUAUGUAUGCGAGUUGGUGUUUAUGCAUUUUGGAUUUAUCAUAGUUACAGGUGACGUUGUGACCAUCACAGAAAUGUGGUGACGUCUGGGACUGUCUCAAUUAGAAUCAAAUAAAUUUUUUCCUUGCGUUGACCAACUAUUCUUUUUUAAACAAUGGUAGUAUCGCGUGUCGUCAUUGCUAUUGAAGAAUUACAAACAUUUCAUUCCAAAAUUGUUUAUUGGAAUAUUGUAUUGAAUUUGUAUUUCCACAUUUUUUCGUAAAUAUGAAAAACUCAUUUUUUAGGAUCACUCCAUAUAUUAAAACAGCAUUCAGCAAAUCAUUAUUCUGCAAAUAAAAAUAGAUAGAUACUGAGUCUAAAUCUGCAUUUAUCUGACAGGUGUUAAUAUUCGUAAAAGAAGAACUAACAUCACCGUAUAACUUUCUGGAAAGCGAAAAAUAACCAUAAAGUUGUUCGAUUGUAUGUUGAAAUCUGACUUCAUCCCAAUAUCUUCAUAUAUACGCUUAAAAUAAAACAAAUAAUACCACUGCAAUUUUCAUUGAAGUGAAGAAAACCGACAAUUUAAACAUCUAUUAUCGUUUCGUCAUUCUCCCUCGAAUCCCCAUAUACAGGGUUUAACAAAAAUACAGGUCAUAAAUUAAAACACAUGUUCUGGGACCAAAAAUAGUUCGAUUGAACCUAACUUACCUUAGUACAAAUGCUCACAUAAAAAAGUUACAGCCCUUUGAAGUUACAAAACGAAAAUCGAUUUUUUCCAAUAUAUCGAAAACUAUUAGAGAUUUUUUAUUGAAAAUGAACAUGUGGCAAUCUUAUGGCAGUAGUAUCUUAAGAAAAAAUUAUAGUGAAGUUUGGACACCCCUUAAAAAUUGUAUGGGGGUUUUGUUCCUUUAAUCCCCCCCCCCCCCAAACUUUUGUGUAUGUUCCAAUUUAUUUAUUAUUGUAGUACCAUUAGUUAAACACAAUGUUUUAAAAACUUUUUUGCCUCAUAGUGCGUUUUCGAAGUCAGUUUUUAUCGAGAUAUUUUGAAUAUUUGUCAGAUCCACCACAUAUUUGUAUAUGGUUAAGUACGAUUAUGGAGACUUGGUAAUAAUAUGAAAAUUUAUUUAUGAUUUACAUUUUUAGGUAUAUUUAGAACCAUAUUAAAAAAGGAGUCACAUCUCGAUAAAAGGUGCCUUAUCGAAAAAAUAUAAAGAGUCAAAAAAGAUUUUAAAACACUGUGUUUAACUAAUGGUGCCGCAGUAAUAGUUUAAUUGGAACAUAUACAAACAUUUGGGGGGUUUAAAGGCACAAAACCCCCACAAUUUUUUUAUGUAAACAUAUUAAAAAAGAAGCUGCAUCUCGAUAAAAACUGCCUUAUCUAAAAAAUACUAAGAGGCAAAAAGUUUUGAAAAUAUUGAAUAUAACUAAUGGUACCACAAUAAUAACUUAAUUGGCACGUACACAAAAAUUUUGGGGGAGUUUAAGGGAACAAAACCCCAUAAAAUUUUUAGGGGGUGCACAAAUUUUACUAUAAUUUUUCUUUAAGAUGUUCCUGCCAUAAGAAUGCCACAUGUCAAGUUUCAAUAAAAAUUCUCUCAUAGUUUUCGAUAUAUUCGAGAAAAUCGAUUUUCAUUUUGUAACUUCAAAGGGCUGUAACUUUUUUUAUGUGCAUAUUUGUACUAAGGUAAGUUAGGUUCAUUCGAACUAUUUUUGGUCCUAGAAUAAGUACUUUAAUUUAUGACCUGUAUUUUUGUUAUACCCUGUAUAUUUGUGACAAAAGCAUGUAACGCCACUGCAUAUCUUUUUUUUUGAUAUGGCGAAUGUAAUAAUAUAUAUCGAAAAAUGACGAUCAUCGGUAUUCGAUUUUGUUGCGCACUAAUGUUGCGUUGUUGCAGCUCAAAGUUGCACUUGUCAAUCUGCACGUCCCUUUAAAUAAUUGAGAAUCUGUAUAAUUGAGUAUCUUAACGUGUUUAAUUCAUACUAGAUUCUCUACUUUUAAAGAAUAAUAAAUAUUUGGGUUUGGAAACUCCCAGUACAAUUUAGUGUACUGCAAUGAUGGGUUUCUUGGAGAUACUUUUAUUCUAUUUAUAAUUCAUGUUUACACUUCCCAAUUUUACUAGUUUUUAAUAACUAGUCCUAAUCACAGUGAAAAAUUAAUUUACUUGCACUAUUUUUCUGUAUUACCAGAACUAGAUCAGCAUUUCUCUAAUUAUUCCUAAAAAGUUUCGAUCCUUAUAUGAUUUUGCCACUAUGUGUUUGAAUAGUAUGUUGAUUACUUACGAAAAAUAGUCUUUGUCUUGUUAUCAUUGCUUAACGACGUUCUACACCUUCGUUGCGGGGUAUGCCUCUCAGAGGAAAGGAGGGGAAACUUAUAUGCAAGCGAAAGUUGGUAACAAUGCAUUUAUAGCAGAAUACUCAAAUCAUAUGUUUCAGUAUUGAAUACUUUAUAAAAAGAAAUUAUAAUAAAUUACGGAAAUUACGGAAUUAAUUAUAAUAAAUAAAUAAAAAAUAAAUGGGACGGUAAACAAUCCUCAUUUUUUAAUAUGUUAUUUCUUACCAAAAAACCUUUAAUUUAAGCACAAAUAAUUAAAUAUCGUAAAUUUGGGUCAAAAGUUAUUAACUUUUUAAGAAUUCCCAUAAUAGUCGUGUCGCCAGGUGGGGUACAACGGCCUCCUUUAUUCAGAUGGACUUACCCAAGUUUUUUUCAUGUAUUUUGAACCGUAGAAUACGAAUAUUUUGGGUAACAGUUGAUCCGGAUGUCGAUAAGAUUGUUAUUGACCAAGAACUUGAGGAAUUACAUAACCGCGAUCUCUCGCAAAACAAAACAUUUUUUGGGUCAUUCUAAGCAAAACAUGUUUCUACAAUUUUUUUCGUAGGAUGCCUAGUUUUCGAGAUAACCGCGGUUGAACUUUCAAAAAAUCGAACAAUUGCAAUUUUUGAACCCGAAUAACUUUUGAUUAAAAAAUAAAAUAGCAAGUCUGCUUACCGCAUUUGAAAGUUUAAGUCAAAUUAUAUCGGUUUUGAUUAUUUGCAUUGCUAAAAAUUUAUUUUUUUAUUGUUUAACCAAGCUAUAAACACAUAGUGUUUCCCGUGCCUUUACAUGCGUUUUAACGCAUGCUACGUAGAAAUAGGAUGGAUUGCACUAGUACCUAUUCUACCUACUCGUUCGAUUUUAAAUGAGAAAUCAUUGAAAACAUCACUCCCGCACUAGGUGUUUGUAGCUUUGUUUAACAAUAACAAAAUAAAUUUUUAGCAAUGCAAAUAAUCAAAACCGAUAUAAUUUGACUUGAACUUUCAAAGGCGGUAAGCAGAAUUGCUAUUUUAUUUUUUAAUCAAAAGUUAUUCGGGUUUAAAAAUUGCAGUUUUUUGAUUUUUUGAAAGUUCAACCGCGUUUAUUUCGAAAACUAGGCAUCCUACGAAAAAAAUUGUAGAAACAUGUUUUGCUUAGAAUGACCCAAAAAAUACCAAAAAAUGUUUUGUUUUGCGAGAAAUCUCUGUUAUGUAAUUUUUUUCAAGUUCUUGGUCAAUAACAAUCUUACCGACAUCCGCAUCAACUGUUACCCAAAAAAUUCGUAUUCUACGGGUCAAAAUACAUGAAAAAAACUUGGGUAAAUCCAUCUGAAUAAAGGAGGCCGUUGUACCCCCCUGGCGACAGGACUAUAAGAGCCCAUGUUAAAACUUAACUUUGACCCUUAAUAGUAAUUAAAGGGCACGGUAAAACAAUUUUUAAAAAAUCAAAUUUUAGUUUUUUGAAGUAAACUAUAACAUACUAAAAUUUCAUGCAAAUCCUUAAUUCUUUGCCGAAAGUGUAGAACGUCGUUAAAACGUUCAUAUUAGGUCGAUUCUAUUCAUUUUUCAAAACUGGCUCUCAAUCUUAAACUACUGAUAUUUUUUUCUAAUUUUUAUAUAUUUUAAUCAUGUUCUAUCUUUUAAUCCUCUUUUAACCUUCGGAUGACCAAGCGGGGGAAAUUGUGACCCCAGCGUAGGUUUUUCUUUAAUAAAUUCAAAAGUAUUUUCAAUUUUUAACUCAUUAUUUUUUUAUUUGACUUUAAUAUCAUUCUAGAUAUCCUCGUAUUUUGAAAUAAAAAAAAUUCCCUAUAUUUUACGAAUAAAAAAUAUAUUCUGAAGUUGAUGUUUAGUAAAAUACCGUCUAUUAUGUGUGAUUUCAAGUAGUUUUACGCUAAUGACGUCGACGUUGCAAAGUAACAAGACACUUACUCAACAUACACACUACACAUGACACUAAUACUCAUGUUGUGACUGGCUGAAGGACAUAAAGUCCAUGCCAAAAAAAAAUUAAAAAAAACUUCAUUUUUUUGUUAAUUGUCAUUUUUGAGCUGGGGUCAUUCCCCCCCCCCCUUUGUCAUCCGUGUAACAAAAAAAGGUUGGUCAUCGUAAUUGGUUGCGUAAUUAAGACCAGGGCGCAUCUGUAAAAGUAUUAGUACAUUUGGACGUUGAGAGGUGACUCAAAUUUUUUUGCAGAAAUUGCUUGAAAAUAACUCAAAUAAUAAUAUUUGAGUUAUCCUCCCUCUCAAAAAGGUCAGGAACAUUGUUUAAAUAAUCAAAAUGUCAAAAAAUGAAGGAAAAAUUCGAUUUUUUUCUUCGUCUUUUGAUUAUAACUUUAAAAGUAUUCAUUUCCGAGAAAAGUUGUACUAACAUAAAAGUUGCGUAAGUUCCUACAAUAAAGAAUUGGUUAAAAAUUUAAAAAAAUAGUCAUCCUUGUUGCAAAAUAGCAAUAACUGCUAAAAAAUUAUAACAAAAAGAAGUAUUCGCAUUUUACGUCUUUCAACCAUUUGUGCUACACUUAGGACGUUCAUAUUUCACCCAGAAAAACUUUAUGAUACAGUAAAACAAUACUGUUAAUUUCAUUAAGAUCGGUUUAAUAGAUUUUGCAAAAUAAAUUUUGCAAUCCAGCUUUCGCAAAAAAAUUCAUUUUUUCAAAAUGUUACAGGACUGAAAAUAGGGCAGAUAGCAAGUUGAAAUUUUUUUUGCAUAUAGAAGUGUACCGUACCUUUCAUUUGCAAUUUGCAAAAUUAAAAUCGAUUAACUACCACGGCGUCAGGAAGUUUUUCAAAUAAACAUUAAUUAUUGGAGCUACGCGCAGGACAGCGAAUAGUUUGCUCUGAUUGGGCAUUAAAAUGACCUUUGAUAAUGAUUGACAUAUUUUAAUUUUUAUUGCAUUUUGAUAUAAAUAAAUAAAUGUGUUUAUUGCAAAAUAAAAAUACUUACUCUAUCCUUUGAAAUAACACUUUUUUUUUGCAAAAACUUUCUUUGUUCAUAUAUUUUAACUUAGAGAAUAAAAGUUUAUUAUUUUUAAACAUAUGCAAUUGUUUAAACAAUAUUUCACAGACAAUAAUAAAAUUAGUUUGAUUUUUGUGGAAUUAAAAUAUUAAAAUACAACAAAAUAUAGAGUAAGAAAAUAAUAUAUUAGAUAAAGAUUGGAAGAAAUUUUGGUGGACAUCAACUUGUGUGAAUGUCCGCUGUCCUGUGCGUAGCACCAAAAAUUAAUGUUUAUUUAAAAAAUUUCCUGACUCCUUGGUAAUUAGUCGAUUUUAAUUCUGCAAAUUGCAAAUGAAAGGCAAAGUACAUUUCUAUAACCAAAAAGAAAAUCAACUUGUUAUCUGCUUUAUUUUCAGUCCUGCAACAUUUUAAAAAAAUAAUUUUUUUUUGCGAAAGCUGUAUUGCAAAAUUUAUUAAACAGAUCGUAAUGAAAUUUACAGUGUUGUUUUACUAUAUCAUAAAGUUUUUCUGUGUAAAAUACGAAGGUCCUAAGUGUAGCAUAAAUACUUGUUUUUGUAUGUUUUUUUUCGCAAUUAUUGCUAUUUUGCAACAAGGGUGACUGUUUUUUAAAUUUAUAACCAAUUCUAUAUUGUAGAAAAUUUAAUUACGAAACUUUUAUGUCAGUACAACUUUUCUCAAAAAUGAAUAGUUUUAAAGUUAUAAUCAAAAAACCAAUAAAAAAUCGAAUUUUUCCUUCAUAUUUUGACAUUUUGAUUAUUUAUACAAUGUUCCGGACCAUUUUGAGUGGGAGGAUAACUCAAAUAUUAUUAUUUGAGUUAUUUUCAAGCAAUUUCUGCGAAAAAAAUUGAGUCACCUCUCAACGUCCAUCUCAAAACAGAUGCGCCCUGGACUAUGUCUUAUUUUUUGUUUUUCAAUUUCUGUUGAGUAUUUCGGAAAAAUCGCAAAGAUUGAUUUAUAGGUCUAAGUAAGUUUUAAUACACCAACAAGGCCCAGACAACAGUUAGCACACUCAAGAUCGUGGUCCUUAAAGAUGUAAAUUCUGACUAAUAUAUCUAUAAAGUACAUAAUCCACACUAUUCGCUACUAGAAUUCACAGAAACUUUUAAAAAUAGACACCUGAACUGAAAUAUUAAAUACUUUUGUCUUUAAGUAUUUUAGAGAGAGGAAAAGAUCAUUUGGACACUGGGUACUGAGAUUCUCGAGAUUUUCAUAAAAGAAUAUUAUUAUUAAAAGUAUUUUUAGAUAUUUUUUAACAUUAAAAUUUGUAAAAAAUGCUUAUUUUAAGUCUGCUUUCUUAUUGUUACCUCUGCGAAAAAUAAAAAAAAUGUAUUGGAUCUUUUAUAAAAAUAUUGUUUUAUACAAAAA